Messenger RNA from Pungitius pungitius (ninespine stickleback), 1394 nucleotides. RefSeq lists its product as uncharacterized. Gene Ontology annotation, molecular function: G-protein beta-subunit binding. Lineage: Eukaryota; Metazoa; Chordata; Actinopteri; Perciformes; Gasterosteidae. Gene Ontology annotation, cellular component: heterotrimeric G-protein complex. Gene Ontology annotation, biological process: G protein-coupled receptor signaling pathway. The transcript has 3 exons. The record is from RefSeq and is a predicted model, not a curated record. The coding region runs from base 141 to 356 and encodes 71 amino acids.
AAAGGGCGGGGCAUCCAAUGAGCAACGUUUCCCACUCGGGUUCAGGUUUCACGGCAGUUGGGGCUAAUUUCCGCUCGUUGGUGGUGGCAGUGCAGACCCAGUAGCCCUCAGCCCUCUCUACUCAGCCGACAGCCGUCGCCAUGUCCAACAACAACGCCAGCAACAACUUAAUUAUCGCCCAAAGGACGGUGAAGCAGCUCCGGUUAGAGGCCAGUAUCCGGAGGAUCAAGGUGUCCCAGGCUGCUGCUGAGCUGAGGAACUUCUGUCAGCAGAAUGCCUCCAAGGACCCCCUCUUGGUUGGGGUGCCCUCCAGUGAUAAUCCCUUCAGGCCCCCAAAGUCUUGCUCCCUGUUCUGAGCAGAUAGAAAGGUGGAGGAUUUUUGAACUGACCCAUGGAUUUACCCGUCUUCACUUCUUCCUGAUGUUGCUGUAGAUCGAACAGCGGCUCUUCUGGGGAUGAUGCAUCACGGGACUGAUGGGUUCAGGAGAGUGAUGACACCCACUCGUUUGCCAAAUUCAAUGGAUCCAUAACUCCCAUCUGUUACAUUAAAACAGGGCCAAACUCAACUUAAAAAUAAUAAAAUGUUGUUGAAUCUAACUUGACUAAUGAUUAAGCCAUUCCUGGUUUACAUGAUUAACGUUUCUUGUUUAAAUCCGUGAAAUUAGCCCACGUUAUUGGCUAUAGAGAGUGCAACUUCCUCUUGCUUUUUGUUUCGCAAGUCAAACAUUAAUUUAAACCAGGUGUUGCUUAAGAAUGAGAACAUUUUUUGUUUGUGUGUGUAUACAUACAUACAUACAUGCAUACAUGCAUACAUGCAUACAUACAUAUAUUCAUACACACACACCAUUAUUAUAUUGUGUUUAAACAUUAGCUGUCUAUGUGGCCAACACAACCAAUACAUACUGGUAGCUUUUGAGCUACAUUUAUAGGUGUCUUAAACCAUCCUUGUAUUUGUGGCAAUGGUAAAGGUGUUACUAUUUGAAGGUACAGUGAUAUGGUACAGACUUUAACCACAUCAAUGCAGAGCAUGUGAUUGUACUUUGAUUCAGUCUUUUUUUUCUGUAUAUAUUUAACAGCCUGUUAAGGUUUGCAGCCUAAAUGUUCCUGUCUUUGAAACCCAUCAAGGCCUUACACUGUUGAAUAGUGAAUCAUGGUAGCACACUUAAUGUUUAUUACUUUAGAUACUGAAAUGGCCAAACAGCAAGUUUUGAAUAUAUCUUGCAGAUUAUUGUUUCUAUUGAAUGAGUUAUGCUCCAGUGACUUAUUGUGUUAAUUGUUUUCCACAUUGGAAUUCUAUUCCAAUCAACCAAAACUUACUACUGUUAGCCUUUUUCUUUCCUAACUUUGCUACUUCAGGUAACCUUUUAAAUAAUAAACUACUUUUCUGAACACUG